GUGACUCACACGCCGGGAUGAAUUUUUGAACUUCAGUGCGCGUAAUAUAGAUCUGUCCUGCAUGCAUUUGGCCUAAAUGUCGCAAAUAUUGUUCGGCAUCUGAAGUGGUUUUUAAAGAUUUUUAUUAUUCCAUAGACUUGAGUGUUUUCAUAAGAGGAAAAUCUUCAGCAAUUAAAGAUGAGCUGCCUAAUUGAAUUCUUUGACUACUGUGUGCCAGACGUGAAGCGGGCUGUUAAGAAGAUCUGCCCAUGUUUGUACCGCAUCAUAUGGGGAGAGACAUGGGAGUUUGUCAUGGUGAAGACAGUACUAGGCUUCGCCUUCGGAGGCCUACUCGGUGCUGCCCUCUAUUUCUUCGUGAUAAAUCGUAUAACCGCCCUUCCACCCGACGGUCGGGAAGCGUUCGGAGCUGUCAUCACCCUUGUGCUAGCGGCAGGCUUCGCACUGUCACUUCAGCUGCGAUGUAUUAUGAUUCUCGUUCUGCCGAAUUUCUUCGGUCGACACGGCAGAAGUCUUCUCGCCUCGUUCGCCUUUGUCCUGUUGCUCAGUGGUCCUGUCAAUAACAUCGUGAGAAAUUCCAAGGAGUCGGCCCGGGCUAUCUCGUGCACUUCCUCGCUGACGUUCAACCACAGCAGAGAACUCUUCUUGCUCCUUCACAAGCCUUUCACUGAUGCCUUCCAGAACGUUAGGGGACGGAGCGAAGAGAUCGAACGCGAGGCCAAAAAUGUCCAACAGGAAUUUCUAGACUUUGAGGACGAGGUGGAAGGAAACGAUGUCGGUGGUGGAAAGAAGAGGAAGUACUCCGGCACACAAUCACCAGAAACACUGGAGAAGGCUUACAACUUCAGGAAUGCCGAGAGAUGCGAAUAUUUGUUUGACAAAGGAAUGCAGACGUGCAAGAGGGAAUUAAAGAAAAUGGAAGACGAAUGCUUCAACCAGAAAAAGGGGCUUUUUCAAAAGCUCUUUUGUCUCCCACUGAAAUUUGAAAGAAUGUGCAAUCUGGUUAAUUUGUUUCGGUUCAUAUGUAAACAAGUCCCCGAGGCGCCUUCAGAAUUUGGCGAGAUGUACUUGACGCUAAGAAGAGGAAUCCACUCCUUUGAUACUAACUUCAAGGUGGACCUACGUUGGCAAAUGACCAAGUUCCCAGACAUCCUGAAUGGCACAUCGAUAACCGAGGUCCGGGCGAGGAUGGCAUACGAGAUGAGAGUGCGCAAGCAGUGGUUUGAGGCCAUCACAGCCCUGGCCAAAAUCUUCCUGUCAUUCAUGUUCAUCCUGGUGUUCAAGAGUGCAAGCAACUACAGUUCCAAGUACCUGACAAAUGUCAGCUUUGACAAUGUCUACCUGACAGCUUACUUCAGGAAAAUUGAUGCGAGGAGAAGAAAACAGAAUAAGAGGACACUCCUUCCACAGAAGAAGUCAGAGUCAAAUGACAUCAUCGAAGCUGCCCGCUGGAAACUUAGACGGGAGGAAAAGAAAUCAAUGGUUGUAGGUACAGUAAGACUGCUCAUGCAGGUCAUCGUGUCGGUAAUUUUAGUCUUCUUUGACAGCCUCUUCUACAACAUGCUGGACCUGAUUCGACGGCACAGUCAUGUGGAUUUCACCUUUAAAGGUGAGCAUGCCCUUCGAAUCGGUGUCUUAGGAAAUGGGAUCAUAGCCAAGCUAUUUAAAAAAGUUCUGUCUGCAUUCGACCAGCAUCAUGCUGUGAACAAGUUGAGCAGUAACAAGCAAUGUCUCCCUCGACCCCACCAGCCAGAUCAGCAGAUGAUCAUCAUGAUCUUUGGCGUGCUCGGGGGCAUCUGGCUGCUCUUGUACUUCCAAGCCUACGGACUGCGAUUACGGAGAGUCAUCUGUGCUUACUUCUAUCCAAAGAAGGAGAAACAGCGUGUCUUGUUCCUGUACAACGACCUGCUUAAGAAGAGAGUAGGCUUCCUGAAAUACAUGAGACUGAAGGUGCGACAGCUUGCCAGGGAGAAGAAACUGGCGGACAAGAUUGGAACUCUUCGGACAUUGCGAACCCGCUGUCCUCGCCUGUGCUGCUGGCUGGCCCUCUGCAAGCUGGGCCGGCGCAAGUGCCUGGUAUGCGAAGACUACGAGGGGGCGGGCUUCCAAGAGUGUCCCACCGAGGGGUGCGACUUCAUCUACUGCAAAGACUGCUGGAAGGAUGUUAAGAUGAAAUGCUACGCCUGCAAGGUCUACGCCAGCGGGAGUGAUGAUGACUUCUUCUCAGACGACUAAGGAGCAGGCUGGAGUCCAACUUGCCGUUGCAGUCUUCGUUUCACACCGAGACUGCCGAGGCCAACGGGAAAAGAAUACCUUGAAUCAAUGAACGAGGUGCAACUGUGGAGUAACACUGAUGUUAGAGCUUCUUCUGUGCUGAAUCUUCCAUUCAGGAAUACGCCAGACGGGCUUGAAAAUGACACAUCGUUUUGUUGAACAUUGUGGGGACUUGUUUGUAAGUUUGAACUUGAAUGUUCUAAGCAGUAACAAGGCUUAUGUUCAGGGUCCACCUUCCACUAUGGUACAUAGUUGGCGCAUUCAUACAUGCAUUAUGGUCAUGUGCUAAGUCAACGACCAUAAAUUGGGUGCAAUGCCUUUUCUGGGUCUAAACCUACACUGGUGGGGAUUUCACUAGGUUGAACCACUGUCGUAGAAGCGUUACUAGGCUAAUGCAAUGUCUCCAAGAAAGUCUUGGCUAUACAGACAUCUGUUACAGCAUGGAGCACAUUGCAAUUAAACACAGUGGAAGAGAUUGCUUCAAAUAGUUCCUUGAGUGUCAAAAAUCACGUGUAAAAAGACAUCCCACUUACCUUGUCACCUGCCAACAUCACAGACACAUCUUCAUUGUAGCAACUAUCAUUCAGGCAGUUACCUUGUUCUCUGCUGUAAUUAUUGUGAGCCAAUGAUGAUUUCCCACACCAAUAACAUGACCAGCUGUACGGGGCACUUUCGAUGUUACAUAUGAAUAAAUACAUAUUUUAUUCUUACUUCCAGAUAAAUUAAACUCUUUUAAAAGUGAUACCACAUAAUCUGUCAUAAAUACAUUUUGUUAUUUCAUAUUGAACAUAGCAUGCACCUUAUUAUCCUAAGAAAAAAAAAGGAAAAGGUUAUCUUUAAUAUGUUAAUUACCAGUAUGAUAUGCAUGUACUUUGUUACUUUAACAUAAGUUGGUUGGAGGAUAUUUUUAGACUUUUUUUUAUCACCGCAGAAAAGCGUAACAACAAUGAGGUUAUUUCAUCAUUUCCUUUGACAACAGUGAAUGUCGAUAGCCAUGCCUGGGUCGUGGCAACAGGACUGUAAGUUUUUCUCAUUUUA
This is a messenger RNA of Acanthaster planci (crown-of-thorns starfish), 3309 nucleotides long. RefSeq names its product E3 ubiquitin-protein ligase DCST1-like. Gene Ontology annotation, cellular component: membrane. NCBI's taxonomy places the organism in Eukaryota, Metazoa, Echinodermata, Asteroidea, Valvatida, Acanthasteridae. The record is from RefSeq and is a predicted model, not a curated record.